GAUUCGUAGAACGAAGAGGAAAGUGGAAGGCCGCGUCCCGUCCUGCUGUUGAUGACUCUUCGAACGAUCGUGCCGAAUACGUGACGACGAAGGAGGAGGAGGAGGAAGAGGAAUUGAAUCGUCUUGCUGCUCGUGUUCCAUCUCUAUCUCGAUUACGAUUCACGGAAUUUGCCUGUAUCGCUGCCGCUCAUUUAUCCUCAGUUCCUUUUUCUGUCAUUUUGAUUCCCUGUUGCCGGGUGCCGCGCCGUUUAAGGCUAUUCCACCAAAAUGAAAAUCACAUGGAGACAUCGUCACGCGAUCCUGGAACCUGUCUUAAUCCUGAUACUAUUAUGCGGCUGUUCUGGUUUCGUGUCAUCUCGAUCGUCACGUUCCGUGGAACAUCCAGAGAAAGAUGCGGAUUUUUCGUUCGCCGAUUGUGAGCAUGUCAGGCCUUUCUUCGAGAGCAAGAAAAUCACGAUCACGGUUGCGAAUCAGGAUAGUACACCCGACGUCAUUGCCAGAACAGCGUGCAAUGGCUUGUGCUGCAACCGAGAAACCGAAGAACAGUUGAGACAUCAAGCCCAGGCAGAUUUUUACGACUUGAUCCAUCACCAUAGCAGAAGUUUGCAAGGUCUUUUAGCAACAACAGCGGAUGCACUGAGAGAAACGGUGACAAUGCUCGCGAGACAAUCGGAGAACAAAACCCUGACCCUCUUUGAUCAAGUAUACCGCUCGAUGGCGGUUUUAAGCAAGCCAUCGAUAAGAGGGCUCUACCAGGCGAUGGUUGAUUAUGUGUCGCCAAACAAUACACCAGACACCUUGCAGCAGCCGCUUACACGCGAGAUGCGGUUCAUCGAGUUCUUCACGAAGCUGUUCCCCAUCGCGUAUCACAACGCCGUGAACCCGCACCAAUAUGAUCAGGACUUUACGGAGAAAUUUAAGACCUGCCUGUACGAGACAAUGGACGAAAUCCAACCAUUCGGAGACAUACCGAAGCAAGUCUCGAAGUCCGUUAGCAAGAGCCUAGAGGCGACACGAGUACUAGUGCAGGCAUUGACACUCGGUAAAACGGUCCUCGAUAUGACCGACAGCGUGUUGUUUUCCGGCACCAUGCAGGAAGCUUGCUAUGGUGCACUGCUCAGGAUGACUUACUGUCCCAGGUGUAAGGGCAUCGGCCCAGCUGUCAGGCCUUGCAGCGGAUUCUGUACUAACGUAAUGAGAGGCUGUCUGACGGAACCGGCAUCGGAACUGGAUCUGGCAUGGUCCGGCUACGUGGAGACGGUCGAGAGGCUCGUUGUGGCGGUCGACGGUCGUAACGAUCCUAAUGCCGAGAAGGCUGUCAGACAAUUGGACACCCGCAUUUCGGAUGCCAUUAUGCACGCGAUGGAGAACGGGCCGGCGCUUGAGGAGAAGGUGAGAAAGGUAUGCGGUCGCUCGGAACUGCAGCCAUCGAACGGGGGGACUGUUACGCUUUCGGAUGCAACUGCAAUGGGGAAAUCCACGACAAAUAACCUCGAGGUACACGCAGCUGCGUCUCCUGCCACGCAUAGAACAUUACCGACGCAGUUGCACGUGCAGCUGGGCAAUUUCUUGGCCAGUGUCGUCAGGUCUCGGACCUUCUAUGGUACUCUGGCCGACACGAUCUGCGAGGAAUAUCCCGACAAAGGAUGUUGGAAUGGCGAGCACGUUGGAGAGUAUACAAAGACGGUGGUAGACUCGAGUUUGAUGGCGCAGAGGUACAACCCCGAGUUCACCAUAACGACAGUGUCACCGCCGACAACUCCCUACGGCAAUACGAAUACGAGUGUACUCAUUGACCAAUUGAGGCACAUUAAUCAGAUCUUACAGUCUCAACUGGCGUCGGCGCCCGACAGUGGAACACUGCUCGCUGACGAAGCCUUAGAUGGUUCAGGAAGUGGUGCCAGGCCAAUUUCGAGGAAGAAAGGAAAGGGCGACAUCGACAAUGAUGAUGAAGAUGCCCACGAUGAUGAUCAUGACGACGAAGAGGCGUCUGGUUCUGGCAUGGGCCCCACUACGCCAGAUCCAAUGCUGAAGUCGAAUCGCGACAAAACACCUGCAGCCGGGUCAUCGCGGGUCCUCUUAUCAUCCGUCAUCCUGGCGAUCAUUUGCGUUCACGUGGUCGUUUAA
This is a messenger RNA of Dufourea novaeangliae, 2127 nucleotides long. RefSeq names its product division abnormally delayed protein (gene dally). The record is from RefSeq and is a predicted model, not a curated record. NCBI's taxonomy places the organism in Eukaryota, Metazoa, Arthropoda, Insecta, Hymenoptera, Halictidae. Gene Ontology annotation, biological process: positive regulation of canonical Wnt signaling pathway; regulation of protein localization to membrane; cell migration. Gene Ontology annotation, cellular component: plasma membrane; cell surface; extracellular region.